AUGUCUGAUGAUUCUAUGGAGGACUUCAUUGAUAAGUCUGAUAUCGAGGACCAACCCAUACAUGCUGAAAAUAACAGCAGCACUCGAACCCCACCAAUGUCUGAAAGCGACGAUAACAUUAUCAGCCCUUCUAGGAUUAGGCGACAUUCAAGGGCGAGAAAGCUUCCUUUUCGGGAGAAGCGGCCAAGUCUACCUGAUAUACACGACGUUGACAAGCUUGUGUCGGUGCCUUGGGAUUUACUUGAAGAACGACAAGACCGCCGGAGACUAUUAGCAAAACUGAUCGCAACCCUUUCUAUUGAAGAGCGAAAUAAGUUGGCGCAGGCGGUUCCUAGAUAUUCUAGUUCAGACUUGCAGCAACUUACAGGAACUGGUCUCAAGCUCUUGCUGAAGAAUCAAGAAAUUAUCCCAGAACUUGAAGAAGCUGAGAGCCGUGUGGUCAUGCGUGUUACUUCCUUUUAUAUCUCGUGGAUAAAUUGUGUCCACCUUCCGUCGGAAGGAAUUCAGAGGAACCUUGUACUCUACGCUCAAUCUAAAAUCAGCAGCUUUGUCACUUACUUCAACGAACUUUGCGCGCGCCUCGAUGAUUACCCCAAGAAGAAAGGUUCGAAAAUGCAUCGGCUCAAUGAAAAGGGAGCUUUAUCUGAUCCAACAGACACUCCUCACAAAAAGCGCAAAAGAGAGGUCAAGGAAAGUCAAAAUGCGAAAAAGAGUCAGCAGAGCGCACAGCUUCGUGUCGCGCUGCAAGAGAAGCAGAGAAAGAUUCUCGAAAGGAAGAUAGGCAGCACUAACACAGAUCCUACACGUCAAGCUGUCAGCUUCGGAAAUCCUGCUAUUUAUCUGGACCCUCAAAUUGGCUUGCGUGUUAAGCCCCACCAAUUGAAUGGUAUUCAAUUCAUGUGGCGAGAGUUGAUAGAAGAUGAAAACAAGCAAGGUUGUCUGCUCGCUCACACCAUGGGUUUAGGGAAAACGAUGCAGGUUAUAUCGCUCCUUGCAACAAUAUCUGCGGCAGCAUCUUCCGAUGAUCCUAAGAUACGCCAGCAGGUUCCUGCAGCUUUCUAUAGGUCUCAAUCGCUUAUUCUCUGCCCAUCAUCAUUAAUUGAAAAUUGGUAUGAGGAGUUUCUCAUGUGGGCUCCUGUACAAUCUGGCAUUGGGCCACUGAGGAAGAUAACAACUUCCGCCACAAUGCCAGAGAGACUACAAGAGGUGUGUGACUGGAAUGAGGAAGGCGGGGUGCUCAUCAUGAGCUAUGACAUAUUUCGGACGUGGAUACUCAACAGGGAGACAAAUAAAAGGGGGAAACCCUUGAAUGAUAAUGAUUAUGGCAAAGUCAGAGAUUGCCUUCUCGAGGGACCUAACAUUAUUGUUGCCGACGAGGCUCACAAAAUGAAAAAUCCAGCCACUGGCAUCUCGCAAGCAGCCAUGCAGUUCCGCUCUAAAAGUCGCAUUGCCCUAACUGGAUCCCCUCUUGCUAACAAUCUUAUCGAUUACUAUGCGAUGAUCAACUGGAUUGCGGAGGGCUACCUCGGCGAAUUCGUGGAGUUUAAGGCAAAAUUUGUGGAGCCUAUAACGGAGGGACUUUAUGUGGACAGUACAUACACAGAGAGGAGACGGUCAUUGGUGAAGCUUCAAGUCCUCAAAGAAAUCCUUGCUCCAAAGAUCAAUCGUGCCGAUAUCUCCGUGCUCGCUGGCAGUUUACCGACCAAAGUCGAGUUCGUCAUAACGGUUCCCUUGACGGACCUACAGAAACAAGCAUAUGAUUCAUAUGUGGAGACUAUAUUGCAAGGGAAAGGCGCUUUCGGCAGUGCGCAAUUAUGGUCCUGGCUUGCGAUUCUGAGUUUAUGUUGCAAUCAUCCAUCGUGUUUCAGAGACAAACUACUAAGCCGAGCAAAUGACGCACAGAAAAUAAACAAGAGGUUAGAUGAGAUGGAGAUGAUCCCCGGCGAUGAACCUAUCGCGCAAGCAGGCCUUCCAGAUUCAGAAAAGCUGGUUUCUGAACAAGAACAGAUCUUCGCCAAAGUCCCUGACAUAAAAGCCUUAGAAAUGUCUCAUCGGGCGCGAAUUAUGAACUCGAUAAUCGACGAAUCUAUCAGGGCUGGUGACAAGAUCUUAGUUUUCUCGCACAGUAUCCCAACACUCGACUAUAUUGAGCAUGUCCUUCGAUCAUCAAAUCGAAAAUAUUCUCGGCUAGAUGGGCGAACUCCCGUCGUGACUCGACAAGAUGCGACGAAGAGAUUCAAUCUUGGCUCUGAGAAGCAAGUGUACCUAAUCUCAACGCGCGCAGGAGGCCUUGGCUUAAACAUUCCUGUGGCGAACCGUGUCAUCAUCUUCGACUUUAAAUUCAGCCCGGUAUGGGAAGAGCAGGCUGUUGGACGCGCCUAUCGCUUGGGCCAGCAGAAACCAGUAUUUGUCUACCGUUUCAUUGCCGGUGGUACCUUUGAGGAGGUUAUGUAUAAUAAGGCUGUCUUCAAGACCCAACUUGCUUUCCGUGUUGUCGAUAAGAAGAAUCCGGUUCGUUGGGCACAAAAGUCACUGGGCGAAUAUCUUUUCCCAGCCAAGCCGGUCCCUCAGCAAGACAUCGCCGAAUAUCUGGGGAAGGAUCCGCAAGUCUUAGACAAGAUCAUCAUGGGUGAUACUGGCGAGGAGAAGUCUAUCCGCAAUAUUGCCCUCACUGAAACAUUCCAGAAGGAAGACAAUGACAAAUUGACUGAGGAAGAGAGACAAGGCGUUCAACAGCAAUUGAGCGACGAGCGCCUGAAGCGCACCGAUCCAGAGGCUUACCGCCACACCGGACAUGAGCAUUUACCCAGAGCCUUCUAA
Molecule: messenger RNA, 2820 nt
Organism: Aspergillus oryzae RIB40
Lineage: Eukaryota; Fungi; Ascomycota; Eurotiomycetes; Eurotiales; Aspergillaceae
Product: putative SNF2 family helicase/ATPase
Exons: 3
Coding region: 1-2820 (939 amino acids)
Cellular component (GO): nucleus
Molecular function (GO): ATP hydrolysis activity; ATP-dependent chromatin remodeler activity; ATP binding
Source: RefSeq, a predicted model, not a curated record